UUCAUGCAUUCAUUCACGACGUUUCUCGAAUAAUAUGAAUUAGAGUUAUCUGCCGUCAGCCGAUAUUUGUAAGAAUUCUGCUACUUUAUCUGCGAAGGUUACUUAAAAGUUAAUAUUAGUGUAAAAAUAGUGCAACGCAUGGUUAACAAUUAAUUAAAUAAAUAAGAUCUUAUUAAAAAACGAUAAGCCUUGAACUACAUCUAUUUGUGGUGAUCAAAAAUACGCCGAUCAUUGGUCACCUCGUGUUAACGCUUAGACUGGAAAAUGGCCAAAUGGGGAGAAGGUGAUCCUCGGUGGAUCGUGGAAGAACGCCCCGAUGCGACAAAUGUGAAUAACUGGCAUUGGACCGAGAAGAACGCGGGGCCGUGGUCGAAAGAUCAGUUAAAAGAGCUGCUGAAUAAUUUAAAGAUAUCGCAAAAUGGUAUAGAUUGUAAGAUUACUGAAGUGGAGAAGAUAGAUGGAGAGGCCACUGCAAAUAAUAGGAAAGGGAAAUUAAUAUUCUUUUAUGAGUGGGACAUAAAAUUGAAAUGGGAAGGCUUAUUGGCUGGUGCCAAGGAUAAAGUGAAGGGUGAGAUCCAUAUCCCGAAUUUGUCUGAAGAAAAUGAUGUCAGUGAAGUAGAUAUGACUGUCACAAUCAAAGGCAGUGGUGAUGAAGCACAGAGGGUUAAAGCUUUUAUGCAUAAUGUGGGAAGAGAUGAGAUUCGUAAGCAAUUGAAAGAGUAUAUAAGAAGCUUGAAAGAAGAAUUCUCAAAGGGUUUAAUCCUGCCAAAAAAAGGAGAAGCCCCUGUAAAACCAGAUAAUGUCUCAACGAUCACUAGUGGAUUCAACAAGAAAAUAAACAUGGAGCCGGUAAUUGCUUCCCAGAAUUCACAAAUUGGUUGUAAAUUAGACACAAAAUCAAUUGAAUUAUCGGAGUCCUUUCAAUGUCGAGCUCAUGAGUUUUAUGAAGCUAUGACUCGAAUAGAAAUGGUGACUGCUUUCACUCAAGGACAUGUGAAGAUGGAGGCUGAGAAAGGUGGCAAGUUUUCACUGUUUGGUGGUAAUGUUAGUGGAGAAUUUCGAGAGCUAGUGCCGGGGAAGAAAAUUGUACAGUAUUGGAGAUAUAAGCAGUGGCCUGAUCAACAUUUCUCUGAAGUCACUUUUAAUAUAGAAGAAAAGGAUGAUCAUACAUUAGUGACUCUGAAGCAGGAUCUUGUUCCAGCAACAGAGGUAGAUCAAACACGUGACAACUGGAGGCGGUAUUACUUUGACAGCAUUAAGCGGGCAUUCGGCUUUGGUGCCUUCCUGUGAUCUGAGAAUGGCUGAGACAAAUUAGGUUGAAUUGUAUCACUGCUAACACAUUGACGAGAAUUUUGAUUGAAACAAGCAAUGUUCAUUCUUAUUCUGUAUAAGACUUUGUGAUUUUGAAUCCAUUAUUUUUCCAAAACACACGUUACACUCGCUUAGUAUUUGUAUACAUUUGAACCAUAAAUGGAUUGCUAUAUACAGGUGUCUCUCUGCUUUAUUAGCUAAUGUAUUGUGAAACUAAUUAUUUUAUGGUCUUUCCAAUAAAUUAUGUUAGGAAGCAA
Nymphalis io (European peacock) is the source of this 1568-nucleotide messenger RNA. RefSeq names its product activator of 90 kDa heat shock protein ATPase homolog 1 (gene Ahsa1). The transcript is spliced from 4 exons. Gene Ontology annotation, molecular function: protein-folding chaperone binding; ATPase activator activity. Gene Ontology annotation, biological process: protein folding; positive regulation of ATP-dependent activity. Gene Ontology annotation, cellular component: cytosol. Bases 265 to 1290 code for a protein of 341 amino acids. The record is from RefSeq and is a predicted model, not a curated record. NCBI's taxonomy places the organism in Eukaryota, Metazoa, Arthropoda, Insecta, Lepidoptera, Nymphalidae.